AUAACCAAUCGGACACAGCGGUCCGGUCGCCGUUCGCAAGUGGUGGUACAUGUGAUUUGUCGCGUUUCCACGUUAACAACCGAGGUGGCGAGAUAUUAUAUCGUCUGCCGAAGUACCGAAUACCGUCGUCGCGCCCGCCGCUCGCACAGUAAUUAAUAAUAAUAAUACCUAUUAUAUUAUUAUAUACUGGUACGCACACACGCGCGCGCGCGUCGAGACCACGUAAUUAAUUAAAAAUAUUUAAUAGUAUUUUCCCGUCGUCGGUGUGCCCGAUCCCGUUAUCCGCAGACCUCCGACGAAUUUGAAGCAAUCAUGGCUGAUUUAGAUAAUUUUUUCGCAAAGAAAGACCGCAAGAAAACCAAAGGCCAGAAAUUUGCAACCUCCUCAGAUAAUAUGGCUACUGGACAAGAAGAAUUACAAAAAAAACAAGACAAACAGAAAAAAGAAAGAUCUGAAAGAUCGCUCACGAUUCAAAAUAAUUAUGCGACAGAAAAUGACAACAAAAGUUCCAAAAUGUUGGAAGAAGAAUGGAACGAAUACCAAGAAGAAAUAAAAGACUAUACAACACUUAAGAUGCAAAAUUUGACAGCUGACUGUCCUUCUAGCUUCACAGAUAACAACGAUAAAGAUGAUGAAAUAGAAUUUGAAGAAAACGAAGCAGGAGAAAUGGUACCAAAACGAAAAAAUGCAGGACCUUGGAAAUUAAACGAACCUGAACAACCCCCUCCACCACCAAAAGCUGCUCCUCCAGUAGUUGCUGAAGUACAGAAAAAAGUAUAUGUUCCACCAGCUCAACGUAACAAUUUUCAAGGUGGACAUAGAAGUGCACCAAGAAAUAAAUCUAGCAGCUUAGAUGUUAAAGAUGAAGAAAUGUUUCCAACUCUUUCAGGCAAUAAUAGUACUAAAAAAAGUGUAGCUCCUACUGCUAGAAAAGUUGAAACUCAAGCAUGGGCCAAGUAUCAAUGAGCAAAAGUUUUAAUGAACAUGCACAUAAAUAUUAUCUUUUAAAAAAAUUUCUAAAAAUAUGCAUAAUUAAAUUAUUUUUUAGUAAAUGUUCAUAAAAUAUUUUCUACAAUGAUUAUCACAAUUCAUAAUGGAAUUAUGUUUUUCAUUCAUUAGUCUUAAAUAUUAAUCGAAAUUAAAACUGUGAUCAAAUUUCUAUAAAUAUCAUAAUAUUUUUAAGUGAUGUACUAUUUUGUUAAUUUCAUUUAUUAUGAUUAUGAGUUGUAGAUUUAUAUACAAAUUGAUAUCACUAUAACUAAAACUAUUCCUAAAAUUCUGAAAACAUAUUUCCGUAUAAGUUAUUCAUGUCAUAUUUAUAAUUACAUUAUAAAAAUUAUGCAGGCACAACUCAUUAGAAAUAUCUUAAUAUAUUAUACACAUGUUAUAUUAUGUAAUGCUAUGUUAAAUUAUGUUGAAAUUGUCUAAUUCAAGUGCCUAAAAUAUUUUGAGUUGUGUAUCAUUAAAAACUUACUAAAAUAUAUCAUAGUAUAAGUAUUAAA
Rhopalosiphum padi (bird cherry-oat aphid) is the source of this 1502-nucleotide messenger RNA. Its product is annotated as protein CDV3 homolog. The record is from RefSeq and is a predicted model, not a curated record. The coding region runs from base 313 to 966 and encodes 217 amino acids. The transcript is spliced from 5 exons. Gene Ontology annotation, cellular component: cytoplasm. NCBI's taxonomy places the organism in Eukaryota, Metazoa, Arthropoda, Insecta, Hemiptera, Aphididae.